AUGCUGAAUGUCGAAGCAGAAGGCAGCUUUGUGGUGAAGGUCAGGGGCUUGCCUUGGUCGUGCUCGGCCAGUGAUGUCCAACACUUCUUCUCAGGCUGCAGAAUUCGAAAUGGGGUGGCAGGAAUUCACUUCAUCUAUACCAGAGAGGGGAGACCAAGCGGAGAAGCAUUUGUGGAGCUCGAGUCUGAAGAAGAGGCCGAACUGGCUCUGAAAAAACACAGAGAGACCAUGGCACACAGAUACGUGGAAGUGUUCAGGUCCAACGGUGUGGAGAUGGAUUGGACCCUGAAGCGCACUGCUCCCAAUAGUCCUGACCCUGCAGGCGAUGGCUAUGUGCGCCUUAGAGGGCUCCCAUUUAACUGCAACAAGGAAGACAUCGUUCAGUUUUUUUCAGGGUUGGAAAUCAUGCCGAAUGGGAUAAUGCUGCAGGUAGACUUCCGAGGGAGGAACAGCGGGGAAGCCUUCGUGCAAUUUGCUUCACAAGAGAUCGCUGAAAAGGCCUUAAAGAAACACAAGGAGAGAAUGGGCCACAGGUACAUUGAAAUCUUCAAAAGCAGCCAGGCAGAAGUUCACACUCAUUAUGAUCUGCCUCAGAAGAAAAUGGUGAGGCAGCGUCCGGGCCCUUAUGACAGACCUCCGACUGGCAGAUACUAUGGCAGCCUCGGGAGAGGAGCGGGGCUUGAGGGAAUGAGGUACGGAGCCCACGAAAUCAUGUACGGAGGCUACGAAAACUAUAUUGGAUACGGCGCCCACGAAAUCAUGUACGGAGGCUACGAAGACUACGUUGGAUACAGUAAUGACUAUCACUUUGGGAGAGAUCCCAGGUACUUUUUAGCCGUGUCUGGCGACAGCUACGGAUCCGGCUGGUCUACCUUCCAGAGUCCUGCGGGCCAUUUUGUGCACAUGAGAGGGCUGCCUUACAAAGCUACUGAAAAGGAUAUCUAUGACUUUUUCUCACCACUCAAACCUGUGGGAGCUUACAUUGAGGUUGGAGCUGAUGGCAGAGUGACUGGAGAAGCGGAUGUAGAGUUUGCUACUCAUGAAGAUGCCGUGGCAGCCAUGUCAAAAGACAAAGCAAAUAUGCAGCACAGGUACAUAGAACUCUUCCUCAAUUCCGUAGCAGCAGCAGACAGUGGUGUUUAUGAUCCCCAAAUGAUGGGGGGCAUGGGCUUGUCAAACCUGCCUGGUUAUGGCAGUCCAUCUGGUCAGGAGCUGAAUGAGGCUUCUGGAGGAGCCUACGAUGGGCAGAUGAGCAUGAGCAAAAGUGAUCAAGUUUUACAGGAAAACUCCAAUGUUUUAACCACAUAUUGCAUAGAAAACCAAGGAGAGAUGAACAACAGCUACAACAAUUGGGGGAGCUCUGUUUCUGUGGGAAUGGAUAGAAUGGAAGAAAUAACAGGCAUGUCCAGUAUGGGAAGUGAAUCAGUAAUGUACCCUGAUUAUUGA
Antechinus flavipes (yellow-footed antechinus) is the source of this 1446-nucleotide messenger RNA. RefSeq names its product heterogeneous nuclear ribonucleoprotein H-like. The transcript has a single exon. The record is from RefSeq and is a predicted model, not a curated record. Gene Ontology annotation, molecular function: RNA binding. Bases 1 to 1446 code for a protein of 481 amino acids. Gene Ontology annotation, biological process: regulation of RNA splicing. Gene Ontology annotation, cellular component: ribonucleoprotein complex; nucleoplasm. NCBI's taxonomy places the organism in Eukaryota, Metazoa, Chordata, Mammalia, Dasyuromorphia, Dasyuridae.